AUGAACAGCAGUUUUUCUGAUAGUAUCAGUGUUAGGACCACACAAACCGGCGUUUCGAGGUACAGUCGACCGGAAACCGGACGCCUCAAGCGGAAUGCCUUCUAUUUGUGGCUUUUCGGCCAUAUGCAUGCGAAAGUUGGUUUUUUUUAUUCAUUUUUUCGGUUUUUCAUUUUUUUUUUUAGUCGGUUGUGUAACAUAUUGAACAUUAAGCUGUUUUUUUUUUUCAAUUUCUUGCUUUGAUGUUUAACGGAACAUAUACUACCUUUAUAAAGGUCUCUCGUGUCUUUUCAGUGUCGUUUUCAAUUAUCUGAGGCAAUCACGCGUUUGUAAACUAUAGCAAGGACGCUCAAGUGCUUCAGAACAGAAAAUAAAUUAUUUCCCUCUCUUCAAAAGUUUUAUUUCGAGGCAAUUCUCGGAGGCUUUUUCGAAAAAUGUCAUAAUAAACUAUAUUGGAAUCUGUAUUAAACAAAUCUGGAAAAAAUGUUUUUCCAGAGACUUUUAAUAUAUUCCCACUUGAUCGUGACGACAAUCGCCGUUUGGGGUCUGAUCCGGGCCAGUACGUUUCGCGACGACUUCGAGCCGGUCUCGAUUCCGGGCCUCGACGGCCGGCCCCUUUUUUGGACCAACAGCCGAUACGUCCAGGACUUCACACCGGAUUCUGUGUAAUUUUAAAAAAUUUCCAAAAAUGGCUAUAGAAAAAAACUUUUUUUAAAAAGUUUGUGUGACUAAUCCACUGGAGAUAAAUUCCUCGCGAGAAAAAAGAGAAGUCGCUGACGGUUAAUUUACGAUCUCGCUUUUCUCACGCACGCAAAAAUAAAUUCCUUAGUCCGAUGAAAAUGCGAAACCGGUGCAGCUAAAAAGCAGCAAUUUCGCAAUGUCGCCAAUGUACUACCAGCGACAACGCUGAUUCACUGCCGUUCAGACUCAUUUCAGUACAAUUUUGAAUUAUCUCCCCCUUUUUUUUUAAAUCAAUCUGUCAUUUUUCCAGGAUCGUCACGUUACCUGGCCCAACUGUAGUCCCAUUCAAAGAUUUCGCUCAUAAUUUGCUCAAUUUUUUCAGUUAUUUCUAUCUUCUAAGGUUCGUUUUUUUUAUAUUUUUUUUCGCUAUUUUUAGUUUUGACUUGAUUUUCUGUGCAUUGAAAUUGAAUUCGAAAAGGUCUGCAACGUUUAAUGUUUCAUUGGCAAAAAAAUUUCAAGUAGAAGUUCAUUUUGUCUUCCUCUUCGUUUUCAAUUAUCAAUCUAUAUAAUUUCAAAUUUUUAAUCAACAACGGUGUUUUUUUCAAUUUUGAACAUCUCUACUUUUGCGAAAAAAAGUCCAUUCUUUAUUUUUAUUAGUUUACAUCUAGCCUAAUGAGAGAGCUCAAUUAAUACUUUUCCGUUAUUUCCAGUGUCGGUUUGUCCUUUUACGGACUUCACAUCGUCGAGAAAGUCUGGUUUGGCAGACGGCCAUUCUGGGCGAAUUACCUCAAUCCGGCCGUUUUGUUGAUACCAUUCCUCGUCAGCAUGGUUAGUUCUGGAUGCACCCAAAAAGUGAUUGGUCAAUUGAUUGAUUCUAGAUCUCCUUUUCCGUUCCGUUGCUCAUUUGGUCGAUUCGGACUUUGCAAGCGAUGGCUCUACGAUUUGUGCACUUGAAUGGACAGCCGAAAACGGGAGAUAUCAUGGGUUAGAAAGAAAAAAAAAAAUCAUUUUUCAAAAGAAAAAGUCAAAAUUUUGAAUAUAGAAAGGUUUCGAUUGGAAUUAUACUGAAAACGGAAGAGUUUAAUGCGUUAGAACGAAGAAAAAAAAACAGAAAAACUCAUUAGAAGAGAAAAUCGCGAUUUUUAAUACAUAUAAAGAGGGAUUAGAAUUAUACCGAAAUUUCUCUCGAUUUGGGCUGAUUUCUCCAAUUUUCUUGCCAUUUUAAGCUUUUUCUCAGCUCAUUCUAGUCUUCUUGGCAUUUUAUGGGUUGUAAACAAAACACACUUUGGAGGAAAAAAGCCAAAAUUUUGUAUUAUGAAAAAAGACCCAUUUUUCAACCCUUCUGGCAUAAUUCAACCAAAAGAUUAGAAAAAAAGAAGGCUAAAAGGCAUCAAUAAAACGGUUAUAUCUUUUCUUGGAGAAUUUUCUAUCUUUUUUUUUAAAUUAACUUCUUCAAGAUGAGUUUUACUGCUUCAUAGGUAUAAGCUCAAAAAAGAAAAUUAGUUCUAAAUGUUAUCUAUGAGCACUCGAAAAUAUACUUUUUCAGACGCUGCUCGUUUCUGUAUCCUGCCCAUUUUGAUCUCCUGGGUCUUCUACUUGUACUUUUUAUACGGUGUCACUUUGUCUUUUGUCUACGUCUGGAAACGUUCUCCUGUCUGGAAACGACGGAAAGUUGAUUCCCGCUGGAAAAAGAGCUCUUUCGGAGGUUUUUCUGCUUUCUUCUUUUGAAGGGAAGCAUCGGAAAUUAGCGAGUUUUCCGAUAUCUUUGUUAUCAUGUGGCUACGUAGCGACUUUUUUAGCAAUUUUGAAAGCAGAUUAGGAAAAAUAAAAUUUUAUUUUUCUAACGUCUACGGGAACAUGCAUUAGACAUUAAUAGAAAAAAAGAAUAAAAAGGAAAAAAAAGCAUGUAAAACAGAGAAAUAAAGUCGGAAAAAUGUUUUUUUAUUUACUUAUUUACCCUUCAUGUUAAAAAAACCAACGAUUUUAUUCGAAUAGGGGCAUCGGAAAAGGAUGAAUUAUCGAGAGAAAAACAUCAGAAACUAUUCAUUUAUUCAUUUUUUUCGUAUUUUUUUAAGAGUAACCUUUUUAUUUAUAGAAAAAAACUCAAAAAUUAUGUUAAAGUAUAAAUAAUAAAUUAAAAAAAUUAAAAAAAUCUUCAAAUCAUUGUUUUAAAAAAAGCCGGGAAGCACCCUAGCAGUAUUUCAAAAAAAUUGGAAAGUUCGCUGAUUUUAAUUUUUUUAUCUUUUUUUUAUUCUCAAAAAAAUUUUUUUACAAAUUAAAGGCACGAUAUUGUGGCGCCGUCGCAAUGGAUCAGGUAGAAUUCAAAAAUAAAAAAAUAUAAAAAAAGAAAAAUUUUCCAGGGAACUUUGGCAGAGGUCUGCUCACUAGAAUAUCGCGGAAUGGUCGAAGCAAGGAGGCUGAAAAUCACGAAGAAGGUCUUAAAAUCCGCAAAAAACUGGUGAAUUUGUUCGAAAAUUUCCAGGAAAUGUUGACGGCUCUCCGCUGGUUGUUUCGACGGUCAAUGAAGUUGAUAAGUUAGUUUUUUCGGAAUUUCUCGAAGAUUUUGAUGAAAAUUUUGGUUUUUCUUUUUCAAAAAAUUUAUUUUUGCCUUUUCUUCAAAUAUUCGAUAAUUUUCGAGAUUGUUGCGAAAAAUGGUUUUCGUUUCGAAACAAUCGAAGAAACUACUAUAGUGGCCACUAAGGGGAAAAUUAGUUACUUUUAGUCUUUUCUCUAGGGGCCAUCUUACGUGUCUUCUUCAAGUAAUCUUUGAGGAACCUCUCAAGUGACCUUCAAUGCUUAUUCCAUUAAGAUUUCAAGGUUUUUUGUCCGAUAAGUUCAAUUUUUCACCUGCUUUUCGCUUUGAUACAGACUCAAGAGCUGUAGAGAACAGUUCUGAAAAACUCCAAUCAAUAUAUAUUGGCCACCCUGUAGUUACAAAUUAUCUCUGUGGAAGUCGGAAGAGUGGGAGUUUUUUAGAAACCCACCAGAAGCUCAAGAAAGGCUUCUCCAAGCACCCCCGCCCGACCUGAGCCAGUCCUUCAAGACGACUUCUUGGUGCGUCCGGCACCUGGACACCGUCGAGGAGGAGAUCGAAGGCGUGAGCACGACCAGCUCGAGGGACCGGGCCAUGUACUCGUCGAACAGCGAGAGCUCCCUCAAUCCCCACCAUCGGCGGUACGGCUCCGCGUCGACGGAGGAGUACGGCUUCGGGAUGGGCAGCAGCGUUUAG
Molecule: messenger RNA, 3907 nt
Organism: Caenorhabditis auriculariae
Lineage: Eukaryota; Metazoa; Nematoda; Chromadorea; Rhabditida; Rhabditidae
Source: the annotation of a GenBank genome assembly